GGGGCCGCCCGCCCUGCCGGUGUGACGCGCUGGAAAUAAUUUGAAAAUGGCCGCCGCGCCGAGCGGAGGAGAGAGGCUCGAAGAGAAAUCAGAGGACCACGAGCAGGCUGGGCAAAGGGAGAAGCUGCUGAAAGUGAAGAAACAUAAGAAAAAAGAGGAGCGAGAUGACGAGAAACAUCGAGAAGCCCAGCCUACGGAAGCUCUGGUCCCGGAGCCAGCUGACGGGAACAAAGUUGAAACAGCGGAACAAGAGGGAGCUGUUGCGGCCACCCCUUCCACUCCGAAGCCAAGGCGUUCUCUGAUCAGAGACCGAGGCCCACUAUAUGAUGACCCCACACUUCCUGAGGGCUGGACACGGAAGCUAAAGCAGAGGAAGUCCGGCCGAUCAGCGGGAAAGUACGACGUGUACAUUAUCAACCCACAGGGAAAGGCAUUCCGUUCCAAAGUGGAGCUCCUGGCACACUUCGAGAAGGUCGGAGAUACCACACUCGACCCCAGCGACUUUGACUUCACAGUCACAGGGCGAGGGAGCCCCUCAAGAAGAGAGAAGAAACCGCCUAAAAAGCCAAAGAGCCCCAAGUCGACCGGUACGGGAAGAGGCCGGGGCAGGCCCAAAGGGAGCGGCAAAGACAAGAGGGUUCAGAAAGGCGGCCCGUCGAAGAGGUUGUCGGAUAAAAGCGCGGCAAAGCUCCUGGUUAAAAUGCCUUUCUCAGCUCCCCUGUUGCAGAAGGCUGAAGGAGCCACGUCUUCCACGGAACAACUUCCGAAGGUGCGGAAAGGCGGGCCUGGCAGGAAGAGGAAGUCUGAGAUCGAGCCCCAGGCUGUCCCAAAGAAGAGGGGCCGAAAGCCUGGCGGGGGCUUUGUGGCGCCAGCCAUGAAGAAGAAAAUCAUCAAGGAGUCUUCCAUCAAGCCUGAAGAAGUGACUGUUUUGCCAAUCAAAAAGAGGAACCUGGGGGAGGAGAGCUCCCCCCUGAAAAAGAGAAAAAGUACCCGCAUCUUUGAGGAGGACACCAGCGUGCCAGUGGUGGGGAGCUCAGUGGUGAAGGAAAGCAUCCAGCCUGAACAGUCAGUGACGGAUGGUGGAGAGAAGAGUGGGAAAGGACAGAAAAGCAUUAAAAGUGUGAUUCACAAGGCAAGAGAGGGGAGCCCGAAAGGCAGGAGUAUCAAGAAGGAGCCCCCUCACUCUGCUGACCCCAAGGAUUCGGAGCCAAUGGAGGUGACUGCUCAAGAGGCGGAGAGCUCCAAGGACAGGAGGAGCCCCUCAGAACCCAAAGACUUGAGCGCAAGAGCGUGCAUGGAGGAGAAGCCUCCACGGAGCAGACCCGAGGCUGACCUGCUUCCAAAGGAGCCCUCAAAGACUGAGCUCGCAGAGAAGGGCAAACUGAGAGGCGAGGGUGAUCAGCGGGCUGUCAUCUCCACUGUGCCGAGGCCGAGUAGAGAGGAGGCGGCAGAUACCCGAGCGACUGUCUCGGAGAGAGUUAGCUGACUUUGAUAGGAAGAAGGAAAAAAACAUGAACGAGGCAGCUGUUGUGUCUUUUCCUCCUUUGUGAGUAGGGCUCUAACGAAGGCUUUCCAGAGCAGUGAUGCUGAACCUCGAAGCUUAUAUGGGGCAAGAUUUAAUUUCUAAUUUCUUCCUUGAAGUGUUUGCAUCUGUUAGGUGGUCAAAUGUCAAGUCUGUCUUUGUAUUUUGUUUGACUCUCAGAACGAAAGUGAGCGAGAGAUUUCCCCCCACCUUUCCCCCUAUCCACCGGCCCCUCCUCCACUUCAACCUUCCUCCUUUUCCUCCUUUCCCACACCCUCCACUGUUCCCAGUCUAGGGACAAUAAACAACAAAAGCUCACCAUGCCUGUGCUACAGUGCCACCAUAGGGCCCACGUUCAGUCAGUAGGGUGUCAGAGAUCCCCACUCCAACCCCUCCAAGUUUCUGAGGCCAUUUUAGAGCUUGCCAGCCAGAUUCCAGCCGUGUCUAAUGUUGGGCCCAAACCUACAGAGUUCUGCAUCUUAUUUUGGGAGGAGGGUGGGGUCUCUGAUGCUGGGGGAGGGUGCAAGUUGGUGCGCUGAAGAUUUCAUGCCCUAUGAAAUGUCUUGUCGCUAGCAUUGUUCAGUGUCACCGCAGGUGGUCGCUAAGCAACAUGACAGACUCCUGGAGGGCAGGAGGCCAGUCAAUGCACCCAGCUUCAAAUUGUACCCACCUGCUGGCCCAUUUAAGGACAUGUUUAGUCUGUUUGUGUAGUGUUCGUGGCCCAUAGGGUGAAUGACCUCCAUCUCCUCCCUCUCUCUCUCUCUCUUUCAGUGUUUCUUUCUCUCUCUGUCUCUGUCUGUCUCUCUCUCUCUCUGUCUCUCUUUCUCUCUCUCUCUAUCUCUCCAUCUCUCUGUCUGUCUGUCUCUUCCCCCCGCCCCCCCCCCGAGCCAACCUUAUUCAUUCAGCCUCAGCCAGGGAGACCCUGAAGAUCUUGGGCGUAAGGAGUCACCCUCGGCCAUGCCAGAAAAGGGCUUUUUGCCUCAUUGUAACAAAGUGAGGGCACCAGCCUUGUCAGCUUGGACGACAUGGAUGAGCCGUGCCCUAGGGCAAUCUGAACCCCUGUCAGUUUGUCCACAAAAGGCAGCCUCUGCUCCACUGUCCCAAGUAAACCCAACUGUCUGUGCGUGCACCAGCUUAACCUGCAAUGUCAGUCAGGGUGCGCGCCAUGUCCCUGGGUUGUUGAAGCAAAGUGUACAGUACGGUGAGACACACCAGCCUGGACUGGGGGAAUGCUGAUGCCACAACCACACCGGUGCCCUUUUCCAACACACAGCCAAAGUUGCUGCCUAUCAUUGCUGAACCGGGCUGGGAAGUUGGGAGGAAGAAACCCUAUAAAUCCUAAAUACACUUAGUUUCCUUGCGGGAAGUGGGGGCGGGUCUCUUACUGUGAAGAGUUUAUUCUCUCUCAAUGGGCUAGGAUAUGUUCUGUGCUUAUUAAAGGCCCCUGACUUUCAUCAGGGAUUUUGGGGAAUGGCUGGGCUUUCCCAAGGGGGACAAUGAUGCAGCAGGCUUCCAAAAGCUAGGCACUCACUUUCUCAUUUCCAAACAGCCCACAUGCUGCAGGUUUUGCCACACCCCACAAACAAUGUGCAACGUUGUCCUUAGAACCCAGCAGCACUUGAAACCGAACUGGAAUCCUCUUUGUUUACUGUCUGCACCCCCACCGGGUUCAUUUCAAAAGAAAGUGUGGGCACUCUAGGAGUGAAAGCACCGUUCAACUCUGGUUUUAGAAACCUGAACUUGCUGUACUUCUGUUCCAGUUACAACAAAAAAAGUUGAUUCCUCUGGUUUGUAUGUAGUGGGAUUGAAGGGGG
Molecule: messenger RNA, 3336 nt
Organism: Hemiscyllium ocellatum (epaulette shark)
Lineage: Eukaryota; Metazoa; Chordata; Chondrichthyes; Orectolobiformes; Hemiscylliidae
Gene: mecp2
Product: methyl CpG binding protein 2
Exons: 3
Coding region: 47-1486 (479 amino acids)
Biological process (GO): negative regulation of transcription by RNA polymerase II
Cellular component (GO): heterochromatin; nucleus
Molecular function (GO): methyl-CpG binding; chromatin binding; double-stranded methylated DNA binding
Source: RefSeq, a predicted model, not a curated record